Molecule: messenger RNA, 1775 nt
Organism: Drosophila ficusphila
Lineage: Eukaryota; Metazoa; Arthropoda; Insecta; Diptera; Drosophilidae
Gene: Grasp65
Product: Golgi reassembly-stacking protein 2
Exons: 2
Coding region: 156-1577 (473 amino acids)
Biological process (GO): Golgi organization
Cellular component (GO): Golgi apparatus
Molecular function (GO): protein binding
Source: RefSeq, a predicted model, not a curated record
GUCGCUGUCAAACUGCUGCCACACUAAUAUCUACGACGAGAAUUGCCACGAAGAACAGAACUUAUUUGUUGGCACAAUUAAAAAUCGGUGGCUUUUAGGCGCUGCGAAAGUCAGUGUCCGGUUAUUUGGAAUAGAGGUUGACACACUCGCAAACCAUGGGCUCGAGCCACAGCAUCCAUGUUCCCGGUGGCGGCACCGAAGGAUACCAUGUACUAAAAGUGCAAGAUAAUUCGCCUGGUCAAAAGGCAGGGCUGGAGGCCUUUUUCGACUUUAUCGUGGCAAUUGCCGGGACUCGUCUGGACCAGGACAACGAUAUGCUUAAGGAGCUGCUGCGCCAGAACGUGGACAAGCCGGUGCGGCUGACCGUGUAUUCCAGCAAAACGCAGACAGUCCGCGAACUGACCCUGACGCCCAGCAAUAGCUGGGGUGGCCAGGGACUGCUGGGCGUCAGCAUCCGGUUUUGCUCUUUCGAAGGCGCCAACGAGAGCGUCUGGCACAUCCUUGAGGUGCAUCCCAAUUCGCCCGCCGAGUUGGCUGGUCUGCGGGCCUACAGUGACUAUGUGAUUGGGGCAGAUGCCAUACGUCACGAGAACGACGAUUUGUUUACCCUGAUCGAAACGCACGAGCAGCAGCCGCUGAAGAUGUACGUCUACAAUCUCGAUGACGAUGCCUGUCGCGAGGUCACCAUCAAACCGAAUACCGCUUGGGGCGGCGAGGGAGCCUUAGGUUGUGGCAUUGGCUUUGGCUAUCUGCACCGCAUUCCAGUCCAGGCCGAUCCUGUGGCCAGCAGCGCAAGUCCCACUGCCGCCGCGGAGUCCUCGGCUCCGUUGCUGACCGCCGGAGUAGCUGCAUCUGCAGCCGGUGCUCCUGUAGCCACAGCUGGAUCCGCUGUGGUCUCACCAACAUUGCCUUACAUACCGCCGCUGGCCAACACCUUUGGAUCGACGAACGCCGAGGUCAGACCUCCGCCCACCAUUGAGCCACCGGCACAGAGCCUGUUCAAGACCUACUUUAAUCCGGAUGAGGCCACCGAUGCACUCACCGCUGCACUGGAAACGCAGGCUAACAUAGCCGAGCCCGCUCCAGUUCAAGUUCCAGCUGCAGCUCCAGCUCAAGCGCCAGCUGCAGCUGCAGUUGCAGUCGCUGACGUGUCGCAAGUUCAGGUUCCGCCACCAGCGCAACCUUUGCCACCGCCAGCUAACAUCUUUAUACCCGGCGUUUACGAUCCAAGUACACAACAACAGAACACAGCUACUUUAGGUGGCAUUCCAGCCGCCCAGCUGCCUUUUCCCCAGGCCACGGCAGCGCCAGCGGCUGUGCCCAUGUUCUCUGCACCGCAACAGGCUUACAUGUCCGCACCGGCGGUGCUCUCCUAUCCGGCCGGCGCCCAGACGGUGCCGUCGUAUCCACAGGUGCAGCCCUCGAUGGGCGGAUUGUUUCCCACGCAGCCAACGCCGUUGCCGCCGCAAAUGGCCCAUGUGUUCGCACCUCCAGUACCACCGCCCGCCAGUAACAGUGCUGCUCCAGCGCCAGAAAACGAACCAUCGGGACCGGCAAUACACCAGGUCGGCAACUAAGACUACAACUGGGCUAAUUGACCAACUGCUAAACCUGGACAAACUGUCGUUAAGCUUUUAUUUUCGAGGAUCAUCCGAUUGUUUUGUAUGACUGCGUUAGCAAGAAUCAUAAGUGGCGCAUGCAAGAAUAUGUACAUUGCAUUCAUAAUAAUAAUCUAAAUUAAUUCUUAUAAUAAAUAAAUAACAAAAAUAUAUGUA